AUGCGGGGGCCGCCUUUUGCAAUGAGCGCUUGGAGGGAGGCUUUUCUCGUUUCGAACGAUCCUCAAACGCAUGCAUGCAAGCAUGGGAACGCGUCGAUUGCGUGUAUGCGUUGGGCACUCAUAGGGCCCCUCCCCGUUUGGGGAGGCGUCGAGAGCAGAAUCCCACAGGCUUCUGCCUUGGGGGCACCCCCCACUGCCACGCGCGCCUUAAUUAUACAUUCGUUGGCUAUGGACUGCCCAUGCCGAUUGCAUUCUGCUGUUGCAUGCUUUUCGUAUGCAACGUCCCCGGAGGCGCAAGUGCUGCUGAGUGUGGCACCGCAAGUGCAUGUCUGCAUGAUCCUUGACACUUGCGGGGGGCAGACGAUUCUGGAUCCGGCAGGCACCGGCAGCGUUUGGACGUUCAUAAAGGGAGUGAAGCAGAAGGGCAUCUGGCCCUUUUUGACAGAUGCCACGAACCGCAUGCAGCGCGCGAGAUACGACUCUAAGGUUUGGAUGGACCCAAGUAAGCCAGAUCCUUCCCCUGGCCGCCUCCGGCUGGGGCGGCCUGAAGUGGGUGGUGUACUUUCGAAAUGCAGACAUGCAAGCACAGCGCGUAAGGCCGCGCUACCUGCCGUGCUUGGAGAUAUCCUCUUCCCACGCAGUCAGAUGCCCCGUCCUCUGUUCCUCGAGGCCUCUCAGGGUGUCGGAGCGGCGACUGCUGCUGAUGCCCCUCGUGUUUCUGCUCACCAGCCCGUCUUGCCUAGCUCUUGCGCGGUGUCUCACGCUGGCGCCUGUCAGCUCGCACUCGACUUUGUGGCGGUGGAAGCUGCUUUACCCUCCAUCGAAUUGCCUGUCCGCCUUUCUCAUGAAGGGCCCUUGGCCUUCGCUCCGAGCAUGACAGCCUCUGAGGGGGGCAAGCCGGUUGUUCACGGCGUGUUCACCUGGUGCCUCGUGUCUGUCCUUCUCAACCUCUUCGGCCCCGCCAACGCCUCCGGAGGGCGCCGUGUGUCGUACGAAGCUCUCAUCGACCGUGUCAAGACACGCAUCAGAGAUCUAAAGUGGAAUCGCUUGUUUGCACUUGAUCAGAUGCCGGAGUUGACGGUGCACACUGGAGGAAACGCUUCAUUCGACGACGCAUUCUAUUCGAUUGGAUGGCCCGCUGCCUUAUCCCCUCCCUCCUCCCCCGCAGGCACCAACAGCACCGAUGCCAAGCUGCGGCAGGGGGUGGCAGUUGCGGCAACUGCAACGGAGCGCCUCAGUGCCGCCUGCUGCACCGCACGGCCUGCUGCUGUCUCGAGUGUAUAUCCUUCGGCUCCUUUCAACACUAGAUGCGUCGAGGGAUACUCCUUUUUCGACCCGGAGAAGGCGUGGGCAGCCCUCACAGGCAGCGCCGGUCCAGGUUGUCGGAGCUUUCGCCGUUCCUCGUCAAGCGCAAAUUACAUCAACAGCUCUCUCCCCCCGUUGUCGCAGCAGCCUAUGACGCAGCGUUUGCAGCAACAGAUGCUGCACCAGACGCAGCCAUACACUGCUGCAGACUGCUACCGCCUCGUGCAAGACAGGCAGGCUUCCGCCGACUCCGUCGCUUCCUAUGACACUUUCGCUCCGAGGAAACCUCAGUCACCUGGAGCCACUACGGCGCCACACACUCAUGAGGCUCAAGCCCCCGUCAAAAGCGAGAAGGCUGCUCUCCGUGAAUCCCAGGACUGCGCGGCCAGCAGAAGCAGCGGAGACUCGCCCCUACCUCCGUUGGACCUGCGAGGAGGGCGAGACUCGGGGAUGGGGUUCCUGUACACUCCGGGAAGCACUCUGCUAUUGCCUCCUCAGAAAGAGAUCCAGCCGUAUGGCUAUUCGUGCCGAGUGCAGGCAACCGCCGCAGGGGCCGUGCCCCAGCAGCAACCUCAGGCUGAUCCGUUGGACACUAAUGCGGCAGUAGCAGCAGCACGGGAGGCCUACGUUGUUGCGGCGUCGAAGCGCAUCAGUGAAAAGGCCAAUGCGGAAGCGGCGCUGGGUGCUGCCAGCAACGCCGCUUAUCAGGCACACCUAAAAAAGCUACAGGAUGUUGCACCUCAGGCGAGCGACCUUGGGCGAUUGGUGAGGCAGCAGCAAGUAGCUGCGCAGCAGCAACAAGGAGGGACUCAAGGCACUUCGCUGCAGAGAGUAACUCCUGCAAACAUCUCUAGACCUGUCAGAGUACCCACAUACCAAGCUUCCGCCGUGCCAAUCUAUGAGGCAACACCCGACUAA
Cyclospora cayetanensis is the source of this 2223-nucleotide messenger RNA. RefSeq lists its product as uncharacterized. The transcript has 10 exons. Bases 1 to 2223 code for a protein of 740 amino acids. NCBI's taxonomy places the organism in Eukaryota, Apicomplexa, Conoidasida, Eucoccidiorida, Eimeriidae. The record is from RefSeq and is a predicted model, not a curated record.